UUUAGUGAUCUGAUAGAAGCUAUGGAGAGGGGUAUUUAGUUUUGUGAUCUAAUUAUUAUUGAUAAAAUACGAAUUAAUAUUAUGUCUGGUGAUUAAGAAAUAAUAAAAUUAGUUCAAAGAUUUAUAAAACCACCGAAACGUCAAAGGAUUUCCACUGGUCACAAUGAUAGUCACACUACUAUUCCUGUCUAGUUUAGUUCCGAUCCUAAAUUCAGAAUACAUUCCCCCGGGACCAGCGUACACAUGUCCGAAAGAGACAGAAAGCCACUUGCUGUAUCCCUGCGUGUGCGAGAAAGGGACGGAUGAUGGAUUGUUUAUCAAAUGUUCGAACACAGGGCUGUCUGUGAUGAGCGUUGGUUUGGGGAAUCUAGCUGGAUUAGGGUUGCCGAUUGAACGAUUGUUGUUGCAGGAAUGUAAAAUAUCCCAUCUCUUCGGACCCCUGCUCCAUAGGUCUUCUGUUAGAGUACUGCAAAUUAUCGAUACGCCCAUAAAGUCGAUAGACGAAUAUGCAUUUGCCGGAGUUAAUAGAACGCUGCAAGAAUUGUAUAUGGUCAAUACUAGGAUUGACGAGUUUCCUAAAGAGGCUUUUAGGAUUCUAGGCAACCUAUCAAUUCUGUCGAUAGACGGGCACAAAAUGAAGACUUUGAAUAAAGAUAUAUUUGCGGGUAGUUUGGCGGUUGGUAAAUUGGAAAGGGUGCAUUUGAUAAAUGGCCUCAUUUCUGAUAUAUCCCCUGAUGCUUUUAUGAAUUUGAAAAAACUACGCACAUUAGAUUUACAUGGUAACAGACUGGUCACAUUGAAAAGGAGUCAAUUCAAAGGUCUCAGAGAAACUGAGGUUUUAGAUCUUAGUUACAAUAACCUAACAAAAUUAGACGGCAGUCAUAUAGGAGAUCUGACUAAAUUGGGUUGGUGUAACGCGAGCCAUAAUCAAUUGCCUGAUAUUCCAAGAGGUAUGUUCGCAAGAAAUACAGUUAUAAAAGUGGUUCAUUUGGACAAUAAUAAAAUAAAGAAAUUGGACACGAACAGUUUUAGAGGGAUGCGGUUUUUGAGGCGUCUCUACCUCCAAGAUAAUCAAAUAUCCGAUAUUGGUCGUGGAACAUUCUCAGCGGUGACCAGAAUUGGCACGGUCGAUUUGGCCCGGAAUAAAAUCACUAAAGUCGACUUUCAAAUGUUCCAAGCUGUUAAAUAUGCUGAGAUAAUAAAUCUAGCAGAAAACAAGAUAACAUUAAUAGAAAAACAGGCGUUCACAGAUCUCUAUCUAGCCACAGUGAAUAUAUCACACAAUCAACUCACUAAAAUAGAAUCUGGAGCUUUCCAAAAUUGUAAUAACAUGACGUUAUUGGAUCUUAGUUAUAAUAACUUAACCGACAUUGAAAAAAGUGCGUUCGAUGAGAACACGUACGCGUCAGAGUUUCAAGUUUCAUACAAUGCGUUCACGGAUUUUGGUCAGAUACCAAUCCAAAACAUGACAGGCAUACGUGUUUUAAACGCGUCGCACAAUCAAAUAACUGUUAUACCAAAGAAUGCGUUCCCGAAGUUAUACGAAUUGCAUACAGUCGAUGUAUCUUAUAAUAAAUUGGUGGAAAUAUCAAGUGCUGUGUUCCAGAAUCUGUUUUCUUUGAGAUACCUAAAUCUAAGCCACAAUUCGCUAGAACAAAUAAAAACAUCAACUUUCGGCACGAUACCGACAGUGUUGGAACUCGACUUGUCGCACAACAAGUUGACCGAUGUGUCGCGCGGGAGUCUGGCGAAGUUGGCCAGUUGUCGCUUAUUGGAUAUAAGCUUUAAUAGCUUGGAGAAGAUCUUUCAAAUACCUAUUAGUUUGGGCGAAUUAAACAUAGCCUACAACAAUCUAACCGAAUUACGCGCGAACACGUGGCCGUCCAUGAACGCGCUACUCCGUCUCAACUUGUCGCACAACAUGUUGGCCGAUCAGUUGACCGAUUCGUCCUUUAGUGGGUUACUAACGCUACAAGUGUUGGAUUUGUCGGCCAACAUGUUGACGAGAUCACCCUGGGAGGCGUUGAAUACGUUGACAAGCUUGCAGUAUCUGUAUUUACAGAACAACGAACUAACAUCCCUCACUAAAUCCGCGUUCGGAAACCUGCCAACAACAUUCACGCUCGAUCUAUCGCACAACAAGUUGGCCAACAUCGAGCGACGCUCGUUCGAGGGCAUGCAACAGUUGCUCGACUUGUCGCUAAGGGGUAAUGAGUUAAAGAGGAUACCGAAUGAAGCGUUUAAAGGAUUGGUCGCUUUGAGACGUCUGGAUCUUUCUCAUAACUUUUUGGAAAAGAUCGACAAUAAAACUAAUGGGCUGUUGGAUGAUUGUCUUUCACUUGAAAUGGUGAACCUAAGUCACAAUCGCAUAGGGUUCCUAACGAAAAAAAUGUUCCCCGCCAGUCCGUGGAUACCGUACAGACUGAUGGAGAUCGACCUGAGUCACAACGAGAUACCCGUUGUGACGUUCGAUUUGACGUAUGGCGCGAAAGAAGUGAAAAAGUUAAAUUUGGCGGCAAAUUACAUAAAUGACAUUAGGAGCAAUGUCCUAGGUAACCUGACAUCUUUAGAAGUUUUGGAUCUAUCGAACAAUCAAAUAAAAGACUUGGUGUCUAGAAAUGCGGACACAAAAUUCAAUCUACCAGAGAAUAUAACACAUCUAUACUUACAAAAUAACUCUUUGGAAGUGUUGCCAAUUGAGAAUAUAGAGAAAUCAAAAUAUUUAAAAGUAUUAGACGUAAGGCAUAAUGUGUUGAAUAGUUUCUACCCGCAAUUGGUGAAGAAAAUCAUGGAUCAGGGAUUGGAAGUUUAUUUUGAAGAUAACAAACUAACAUGCGAUUGUUUCACACGUCCUUUAAAACACUACAUCAAUAAAUUGCCCAAGCAACAGCAAAUGGAUAUAAAAUAUAAUAAAUUGAUUUGUUCUGAACCCCCCACUUUAUUCAAUACGUCGUUUAUUGAUAUUGAUGAAGAGAGAUUAUUGUGUGCUGGCAACAUUGGGUUGGAAGAUAAAAUUAAGGAAUAUGGCAAUACUGAGUAUAUGUUCACAGCGGAACCGGAUUUGGCGUUUAGGGAUAUACAGUUCUCCCAACCAGCAAUCUACGUUCACUGGUACAUACUUACCAUAGAAGAUUUAGCCGAUUUCUACAUUUACAUACGCGACAAAAACAACACACUUUAUUAUAGCAAAGACGUCUCAUACAAUUUACGAUCCCUAACAAUACAAGUCGAUACGAGUAUCCGAACGGCAUUGCAAAAUGGCGUCCAACUUGACAUUUGUGUUCAAGCGAAAACGUCAAACGGAUUCGCGCGGAAAUAUUUUGACAGUCAGUGUAAAAACGUAAUUUCUAAUUACGAGUCGUGGCCGAAAAAAUUGAAUGUUGAUAAACGCAGAUUGUCGCGGAAAAAAGUUAAUUAUGGCUGGUUUUCUAAUAGUGUGCUGGGUUUAGUUAGUGACUCCAUAUUGAUUACGUUGUGUAUAUUCCUCGGUGUAUGUUUUAGGAGAUUCGCGGAUUUAGAUAUAUGAAGUGUUUUGUUUUUGUUUAGUGGUUCUUGUUUGCCAAAGGCGAGACGUGAGAUGAAAUUAGUUACGGUGAAAAAGAUACAUAGAAGAAGUGAUUUUUUGAAGUGAAACUUCUUUAUCGGGGUUGGAAAAAAAUUUAGUGUAACAUUUUUUUUUACGUUACGUGUGACAUUUUCCCGUUACGCGCGAUCUUUUUCUUAUCCCUACCACGCGUAAUUCGACGUAUUUCUGUACAGUUGCAUAUAGUAAAUUAUUUUUUUGAAAAAUAAGGUCAUAAUGAAGUUUCACUUCUUACGUGUACUAGUACACGCACACAAUUUUUUUUCUUAUUUUUGUAAUUUUUUUGAUAAAUCAAUCCGCCUAUAAAAUUUUCCUGCAUAUAGCAAUGAAUAUUGAAAAGGGAAUAAAUAAUAUUAUGUGAUGUUAAAUUUGUUCCUUUUACUAUUAACUUGUCUUUUACAAGCUUAGAUAGCAACACAAGAAAAAGCUGUGUCAUUUUUGAGUAGUUGAUGGUGUUGACGAAAUAACAAAAU
Messenger RNA from Colias croceus (clouded yellow), 4056 nucleotides. RefSeq names its product chaoptin-like (gene conv). NCBI's taxonomy places the organism in Eukaryota, Metazoa, Arthropoda, Insecta, Lepidoptera, Pieridae. The record is from RefSeq and is a predicted model, not a curated record. The transcript is spliced from 19 exons. Bases 164 to 3526 code for a protein of 1120 amino acids. Gene Ontology annotation, molecular function: protein binding.